Messenger RNA from Hydra vulgaris (swiftwater hydra), 6160 nucleotides. RefSeq lists its product as uncharacterized. The record is from RefSeq and is a predicted model, not a curated record. NCBI's taxonomy places the organism in Eukaryota, Metazoa, Cnidaria, Hydrozoa, Anthoathecata, Hydridae.
CUGUCUAAGUUUUUGCAUCGUUGCAUACUUUCAACAAACUGGUUUGUACAAACGGAGAGUAAUAAAUUUUUGUUUUUGGGGGAAAAAACACAAAAAAUCAUGAAAUACCAUGAUUUUUUUUCAUAGCUUUUGUUUACUUUUCUUCUUUGCAGAUGCAACCGUAUUUAUUGCCGAACAUGAAAAAGAGCCAAUUUUUGUACCCGACACUGGAAACACUUGGUUCACUGGAUAUCACAAGCAAGAUAUACUUCCACAUGUUGUUGAGCAAGUGCCAAUAGGGAAGCCAUUUAUCCCUGAUAAGCAUUCAAUCUACAAAAUUUAUGACAAAAAUGUCGAAGAUGGUCCUUUGAACGACUAUUUUGAAAAUGCCAAGUUGGAUUAUCAAACUAGUCAUAAGAAGUCACCUGAGCCUUUAGAUAAAAAAGAAAAUUUUUUAGAAGAUUCUUUGUAUGGAGUACGUCUGACCGGAGAUAUAUCUGGACUAUCAAGUGAUGAUCUUCCAUCAAUAAUGAAAGGAACUGAUUCUUUGAGAGAUGGUUCCAGUAAAACAGAAAAAAUUGAAAAUAAUCCUUCUGUAUCUCAUAUUCAUUUAUUGGAAUCUGAUCCAACCAAUUCAAACUUUGAAUCAAUGGUUUUUCGAGGUGCAACAAAUGGUGCAACUCAACACACUGUGUCAUUUAGUCCACCCGAACUAAGUUCUAGCUAUAUUACCGCUAAAAACAUUGAAGGUACUGGGCAAAAUAUUUUAAACGAAGCUAAAAACAAUAGAGAAAUAGAGAAAUCAAUAUCGAGCAAUUCAGUGGCAAUGCCAACAGCUUCUCUUUUUGCAGGGCAAAAUGAUCAAACAAAUCAAGCAUCAUUUUCCUUAAUGGAUGACUCUCAGUAUCACGUUGAGGGAAAUCCUUCAGAAAUAUAUCCACCUAAUGAGAAUAUACAGGUUGCAUCGCAAAACACAGAGUAUCAAAUUAACUCGCAGCCAGUUACUUCAGUAUCACACUCUCUAGCUGUACCUUCUGUCAUAAACGCUCAUGAUCUAGUAGAGGAGAUAAAAGAUGAUGGGCAAUCUAAUACAGAAAAUCAACAUUCAAUGAACGCCAUUCAUAUUUACGCAAAAAAUGAUAAAAGCGAUAGUAAUUCCAUUGUAGUUCUUCCAAAACCGUCUCCAAUAAAACUGUUGUUAAAUGAUCCGCUUGAAAAUUCUAAAGAAGUACAAAUGAACGACAACAAAAUUGAUGAACCAACUUCCUUACCAAAUUCUCAAUUCCUUAAACCAUCAGAAAUAACUAUUCAAAACACAGUAAACCUAAAGACAACUACGCAACCCCUAUUGAAACCAAUUUCUAAAUCUAAUUUGAAACAUCAUCGCCAUCAAAUUACCAUUGAUACCGACACAGGUGAAGUUGUUAGGGAAGAAACUUCGGACGAGGAAGAAAGCAAACAAAAUACCGUAGUAAACGUUUUAUCUGAAAAAACUCAACCAGAAAAUAUAACAGAUCAGUUAGAAGCUAUACCAAGUUUGUCGUUGAACAUAGGGAAACAACAAAAAGGUGAAAAAUUACAAGAACUUAAGUUAAAAAAAGUAGGCAACAAAGAAAACCUAAACGAACAUUUGUUGACUUUAGGCCAUAAAAACAAUCAAAAUGAACAUUUAGUAAUUGCAAGCAGCGAAAAAAAACAAAACAAACAUUUGUUAGUCACAAGCAGCAAUGGAAAUCUAAAUAAACAUUUGCUAUCAACAAAUAGCAAAGGAAAUCAAAAAGAACGUUUAAUAACUACAAGUGACAAAGGAAAUCAAAAUGAAGAUUUUAUAACAAUGGGUAGAAAAGGAAAUCAUAAAAUUGGUAAUCAAGAAAAAACAACAGUCGAUUCAAUAGAGUCAGUAAAAAAUCUGAAUGAUGACGAGAACACACAAAGCGAAGUAGAAAACUCAUCAGAUAAGGAAGAGAAAGUACAAAAUAUUGAAGAAAAAGCAAUAUUUGAAGAAGAAAAAACACAAAAUGAAGACGAAAAUGCAGCAAAUAACAAAGAAAAAACACAAAAUCAUGAUGGCGAAAUUUUUCAAAUUCCGAAUCAUUUGUUUAAUAAAUUUGACUCUCAUAAAAACUUUAAACUUCAUCACCGUAACAAACAUACGUUAUUUCAUACGCCACUUACACCCGUAAAAACAAGCAACAAAAAGCUAACGAAAAUAAUUCAGUCAACUAACCGUAAACUUAAAAAUACAUCCAACAAUUAUGAUGAUAAGGAUAAUGAAAAUUCUGAAAAUACAAGUGAGGAUGCCAUAUCAAAUAAUUCUAAUUUAGAGGAAAAUAACGAUAAAAAUGGAUUCGGAAACUUACUUCAUUUUCCCUCCUUCAAAUCAAAGUUGAGGUAUGCUCCACUGAUUAAAUCAAUUCAUCCUUUUAGCCCUGAUAAUAACAAAUAUGUGGACUUGUUUAAACCUCAAUUUAAGUUGCAUAAAAAAAUUAAAAAUCAAGAACAUAGUUAUACAGAUAAGCAUUACAUGAACGCCGAUUCAGAGAACGAUUCUGAUACAGAUUUGAAUUACGAUAAAGAUGAGGAAAACGAGGACAAUGAUGAUAAUGUUGAGGACUUACCAAAUGAAAAUUUAAUUACCAAGCCUUCUAAAGCUCUUUCUAUUAUUGAGGGUAGUAUUAAACAAUCUAAAUUUGCUCAUCGUCGUCACGAGACCAACAUUAACAGUAACGAGCAUAAGAACACAAACAACGAAAAGAAAGAUUUUUAUCCUGAUAAACAUGUACCAAAGUUUAACACGCAUAUUGGUAUGGAUCACAACACGGAAGAAAAAGAGUAUGAAGUUGAAUCGGAUAAUGACAGAACAGAUCAAAAAGAAUACCAUUUACAUAAUCAUGUUCAUAACGAACAACAUAUUCAUAUACAUAAAGGAAGUGGAGAGAAAGGUGGUUUCAGGUAUUUACGUUUACACAAAGUGGGAUCAUCUGACCACGAGCUUCUUAAAAGUCCGCAAACACCCAAUAAAGCCGAGAAUAGUGCAUCAUUCAGUGAUGGUGAUAGCAAAAAUGAAGAUGAAAAAUCAGAUGAAGAUUCUGACAGAGAAGCUCUGGAACUACUAAAAAACUACGCAAAAAGUAGAGACAACCAUUUUAACGAAAAAGGUCUUUUUAAUAUCUCGUCGAGUGCUGAUGAUUACAAGCGAAAUCAUUAUGGGAAUCCUGAUAAAGAAAGUAUUUAUUCAGGGGAUCCAUCUCAAAGAUCAGAGCUAAAUCUUGAAAAGAUAUCAAAAUCUCAAAAUAAGUUUCACAAAACUAACGAUACUUUAGACGAAGAAGAAAACAAUCCAAUUGAUGAUCCAGCCUUUAGUUAUUCAAAAAUGGUAGAUCAGGUAAGAUACCAAUCACUUAAACCUCAACAUUUUCUCCCUCCUGUAGACGAUUCCGAUCAUUUACAUGUUGAUGAAACCGAAACUAAUAAAUUUGAAGAUAAUGACUUUUCAAGCAUUAAAAAAAGUAAAAAACACCAUCGAUUAUAUUUUGAGCCAAAAAUCAAAAAAGCAAAAGAAGUCGUUGAGCCAACAUACAUGAUUCAUGGUGAUCCCCAUGGUGACGGUUUUGGAUCAGCAGUUAUUGAUGGUCCAGCUGAACUUGGAAGUAGCGUUCCUAGCACAGAAAGUGCUAAAAGCACUAUAAAUAAUGCCGGUACAACGGUUCCACAUUUGCACGAGGAAACGCCAAAAGGAAUGGAUGGAAGUAAGCGUGAUAUUCCGUCUACCAUAAAAAAAGUAUCUAAUAUUUCAUUAAAUGAAAAUAUUAAAAAUAACUUAAGUUAUGUUGAUUCUGUUCCUAAAAAUAACUUAACUGAAGAAAGAAAAAGUGUAGAACAUCAGGUGUCUGAAGACAAUAAAAAUGAAAAAGCUACUGUAUUGUUUAAAAGCCAAAAUGUAUCAUUUGAUCAUAAAUUAGAAACAAAAACAAGUGACUUAAAAGUGAAAGAAAAAACAAGCGAUGAUGAAAAAGUUAAAGAAAACCUUUAUAAGAAUUUUGAUAAAAUUGAUAAAAAUAUUGAUAAUGAAAAAAAUAUUGAUAAGAAUAUUAAUUUUGAUUUCAAUAAGAAUCCUGAAGAUAAAUUUGAUAAAAAUAUUGAGAGACAAAAAGACAAUAACAACAUAAAAUCUAAUCAAUCAGAAACUGAAACAGAUGAUUUAAAAACUUCAAAAAAGUUGUUUAACGAUAAAUCUGACGUCUUAAAUAGGAAAGAAGCUAACGAAGACGUCGCUAUUGAUAAAACAACAUUAAAACCAGCAAAUUCAACAGACAUUGAAGAAAUAAAAAAAAAUAAAAAAAAAGAAAGAAGUGAUUCAGAAAAAAGUAAAGAAGAAUCUAAAGAUAAAUUAGACUCGCAUACUAAAGAACAACAAUAUGUUAAAAAAGACCCUAAAUUGGUAAAAACAACCAUUAAAAAUAUAAAAUCUGACCACGCUAACAAAGGCAUGGAUAGAGAAGAACCAAUGACAAACCGUACCAAUAUAAUAAAUGACAGAGUUGAAAAAAUAAACGAAAAAACUGAACAGCAACAGUUUCCAGAAAUUUCUUCACAAAACAACGAAUCAACAACUUUAAGUUUAAAGGCCCAAACCUGGCUGAACGAAAUUUCAAACGAACAAAAUUUUAAAUCCAUUACUGCAGAUUCACCUAAAGACGCUAUUACAAUUGAGGAUCAUGUUAACCAUUUAUCAGCACAACCUACUGCAAAUGAAAAAGACGAUUCUAAACUUAUGAAACUUGUUCAACUUCACCUAAAGAAAAAUACAACUUUAUUACGAUCUGGCGCACUAAAACAGUUGGCCCAUGAUAUUUUUUCUCCAGCCACUUUGACAGGUAAGCACAACUAUACGAUAAAAAACAAGACAAAAGAGAUACCAAAAAUUGUCAAAACAACCAUUGAAGUAGAAAGAUACAACCCUCUUCAUUUAGCAGACGAAAGAAAUAUGUUUAAAGAAGUUCAUACAAGUACACUUUCAAACUUAAAAGAUGGUCUUAUGAGCGUAGAUCUUGACGGCAUGAAAAGUCUUGACAGCAAAAUAAAAAGCAUGAAUUUUCAACUCAACAAUAUAGAAGAGUCCAAUUUUGCUAAAAAGCUAAAACUUGAUCUGGAUACAAAGUCCACCAACUUUGUUAUUCCCGAUCACCAAGAAACUUUACCUUUGUUAAAUCCAGGACAUCCCGAUGAUAUUAACGGAGUAGAUAAAAAAUCAAAAAACUUAAAAGCAAAGUUUAAUAUUCUUUUGAACCCAGCGCCAACUAUUGGGAUGAGCAAGUCAAAUUCAAGACUAAUUCCGCAGCCAUAUCAAGUUGAAAGAGGAUACGAUAAAAGUUUUAUAUUUAGACACCCUGUUCCCAGAAAAGCUCAAGUAACACGCGGCAACAUUAGAGAUCAAGCAAUGAAAAUUAAGGGAAACGAAAAUGAUCUUCAACUUCAGCCUUUUUUUAUUGCUAGUCAUUUAAAAAAGUAUAACAGAUCAACAAAGAACUCCUCUAAUCACCGUAGCAUUAAUUUUAAAGACGGUCUUUUUGGUUUAAGAUAUUUUAUUAAAAAUGUGUCUGCUAUCAUUGAUGAAACAUUACCUGUAAAAUUUGGUAGGCAAAAAAACUUUAAUGCUUAAAACUGCCGGUUUUAUCUUCUACACAACAUUCUUCUAAAAAUUGUCGUAAAAAACUAUUUUUAAUUGGUAAGUUUAGCACCGUAUUGAAUUUGAAAGUUAACAGCUAAAACUUAUUACUUACAAAAACAAGCCCGCUCAUUGCAGAACAGAACAGAAAAGUUAUACAUUAAUAAAAAAAGAAACAGUUUUUUUACAGUAGAUAGCUAUAUCGAAUAAAUAACUUAAAAAACAUUUUUUGAAAUUUUAGGUCCUUUAACUAUUUGUAAACUAAAUAUUUUAUUUUAAUACUUGAUAUUUAUUUAAAAAAUUUUGAACAUUUUACAUUUAUGAAUGUACAUGAAUGUACAUUGUACAUUCAUCGAGCCUAUAGAGCUUAUAAGAAAAAUAAAUAAAAAAAACAGUAUUUUUUUUUAGUUUAAAUUUUAUUUAUUAUUAUCUGACCAAAGCUUAUCAUAACUUUUCACUCUUUUGUGUUUUAAUGUUGUUGUUUUUUAAGCAUGAUAUAAGUUACGCUCUUAA